Cebus imitator (Panamanian white-faced capuchin) is the source of this 8007-nucleotide messenger RNA. RefSeq names its product patched domain containing 1 (gene PTCHD1). Gene Ontology annotation, biological process: chemical synaptic transmission; cognition. Bases 49 to 2715 code for a protein of 888 amino acids. The record is from RefSeq and is a predicted model, not a curated record. The transcript is spliced from 3 exons. Lineage: Eukaryota; Metazoa; Chordata; Mammalia; Primates; Cebidae. Gene Ontology annotation, cellular component: plasma membrane; synapse.
GAGCCGAGCGUGCGCCUCGCCCUCCUCCCGCGCCCGCUCUGCUCUAGGAUGCUGCGGCAGGUUCUGCACAGGGGCUUGAGGACGUGUUUCUCCCGGCUUGGCCACUUCAUUGCCAGUCACCCUGUCUUCUUCGCCUCGGCGCCGGUGCUCAUCUCCAUCCUGCUCGGCGCCAGCUUCAGCCGCUACCAGGUCGAGGAGAGCGUGGAGCACCUGCUGGCGCCCCAGCACAGCCUAGCCAAGAUCGAGCGCAACCUCGUCAACAGCCUCUUCCCGGUCAACCGCUCCAAGCACCGUCUCUACUCGGACCUGCAGACCCCCGGGCGCUACGGCCGGGUCAUCGUCACCUCCUUCCAAAAAGCCAACAUGCUGGACCAGCACCACACCGACCUGAUCUUAAAGUUGCAUGCUGCUGUGACCAAGAUCCAGGUUCCAAGGCCUGGUUUUAAUUACACAUUUGCCCAUAUAUGUAUCCUGAAUAAUGAUAAGACUUGCAUCGUGGAUGACAUAGUGCACGUCCUGGAAGAGCUAAAGAACGCUCGGGCCACCAAUCGGACUAAUUUUGCUAUCACAUACCCAAUCACUCACUUAAAGGACGGGAGGGCUGUGUACAAUGGGCACCAGCUUGGGGGCGUCACUGUGCACAGCAAAGACCGGGUGAAAUCUGCAGAGGCCAUCCAGCUUACCUACUACCUGCAGUCAAUCAACAGUCUCAAUGACAUGGUAGCUGAGAGGUGGGAGUCCAGCUUCUGCGACACUGUCAGACUGUUUCAGAAAUCCAACAGCAAAGUCAGAAUGUACCCUUACACGUCCUCCUCACUGAGGGAAGAUUUCCAGAAGACCAGCCGCGUAUCAGAACGUUACCUGGUCACCAGCCUGAUCCUGGUGGUCACCAUGGCCAUCCUUUGCUGCUCUAUGCAGGACUGCGUCCGCAGCAAACCCUGGCUAGGCCUACUUGGAUUGGUGACCAUAAGCCUGGCCACUCUCACUGCAGCCGGGAUCAUCAAUCUUACUGGUGGGAAAUAUAAUUCUACCUUCCUGGGAGUCCCUUUCAUCAUGCUAGGUCAUGGAUUAUAUGGGACUUUUGAAAUGUUAUCCUCCUGGAGGAAAACUAGAGAAGACCAACAUGUUAAAGAGAGAACUGCAGCAGUCUAUGCAGACUCCAUGCUCUCCUUUUCUCUCACCACUGCCAUGUACCUGGUCACCUUUGGCAUAGGGGCCAGCCCUUUCACAAACAUUGAGGCAGCCAGGAUUUUCUGCUGCAAUUCCUGUAUUGCAAUCUUCUUCAACUACCUCUAUGUACUCUCGUUUUAUGGUUCCAGCCUAGUGUUCACUGGCUACAUAGAAAACAAUUACCAGCAUAGUAUCUUCUGCAGGAAAGUCCCAAAGCCUGAGGCAUUGCAGGAGAAGCCGGCAUGGUACAGGUUUCUCCUGACGGCCAGAUUCAGUGAGGAUACAACUGAAGGCGAGGAAGCGAACACUUACGAGAGUCACCUAUUGGUAUGUUUCCUCAAACGCUAUUACUGUGACUGGAUAACCAACACCUAUGUCAAGCCUUUUGUAGUUCUCUUUUAUCUUAUUUAUAUUUCCUUUGCCUUAAUGGGCUAUCUGCAGGUCAGUGAAGGGUCAGACCUUAGUAACAUCGUAGCAACCGCGACACAAACCAUUGAGUACACUACUGCCCAGCAAAAGUACUUUAGCAACUACAGUCCUGUGAUUGGGUUUUACAUUUAUGAGUCUAUAGAAUACUGGAACACUAGUGUCCAAGAAGAUGUUCUAGAAUACACCAAGGGGUUUGUGCGGAUAUCCUGGUUUGAGAGCUAUUUAAAUUACCUUCGGAAACUCAAUGUAUCCACUGGCUUGCCUAAGAAAAAUUUCACAGACAUGUUGAGGAAUUCCUUUCUGAAAGCCCCUCAAUUUUCACAUUUUCAAGAGGACAUCAUCUUCUCUAAAAAAUACAAUGAUGAGGUCGACGUAGUGGCCUCCAGAAUGUUUUUGGUGGCCAAGACCAUGGAAACAAACAGAGAAGAACUCUAUGAUCUCUUGGAAACCCUGAGGAGACUUUCUGUCACCUCCAAGGUGAAGUUCAUCGUCUUCAAUCCGUCCUUUGUGUACAUGGAUCGAUAUGCCUCCUCUCUGGGAGCCCCCCUGCACAACUCCUGCAUCAGUGCUUUGUUCCUGCUAUUCUUCUCGGCAUUCCUGGUGGCAGAUUCACUGAUUAACGUCUGGAUCACUCUAACAGUUGUGUCUGUGGAGUUUGGAGUGAUAGGUUUCAUGACAUUAUGGAAAGUAGAACUGGACUGCAUUUCUGUGCUAUGCUUAAUUUAUGGAAUUAAUUACACAAUUGACAAUUGUGCUCCACUGUUAUCCACCUUUGUUCUGGGCAAGGAUUUCACAAGAACUAAAUGGGUAAAAAAUGCCCUGGAAGUGCAUGGGGUAGCUAUUUUACAGAGUUACCUCUGCUAUAUUGUUGGUCUGAUUCCUCUUGCAGCUGUGCCUUCAAAUCUGACCUGUACACUGUUCAGGUGCUUGUUUUUAAUAGCAUUUGUCACCUUCUUUCACUGCUUUGCCAUUUUACCUGUGAUACUGACUUUCCUGCCACCUUCUAAGAAAAAAAGGAAAGAGAAGAAAAAUCCUGAAAACCGAGAGGAAAUUGAGUGUGUAGAAAUGGUGGACAUCGAUAGUACCCGUGUGGUUGACCAAAUUACAACAGUGUGAUAAUGUCUGCUUGGUAUAUCUUCACCUUAGGUCUUAUCAAGAGCAAAGAGAUUAUGUUAAUGAAAUAAUUAAAUUCAAAGUUGUUCCCUUUUCUAAAGAUAGGAAACAGGCAUUGACAAAAAAAUGUGAAGGGCAGUGGGGGGAAAUGGGCAUGGUAUAUUUUCAGUCUUUAAAACAAUAGAGUUGUUAUGAGAGUACACACACACACACACACACACACACAGUCUCUUAAACUAAGAUCAAAUAGAAGAAAGCUUAUUAACAAGUAGGAUCUUAUCUUAUCCAAACUGCAGAUGUUGCUGGCAUUGUGACAAAACCCACUGAUUGAAAGGUCAACUGCUAAGGCAGAAAUAGCUUUAGGCACUGUUCAAACAAUAAGGCUUCCAGAACUUCUGUAGAGCAGUAGCUCUAGUCAUGGUCUGUGGUUUGAGGUUUUAGCCGUCUCACCUAGCUCCCUAACACCCAAGGAGAUGCUUGUGAAAGUUCUGACUAGCAAAACCAAGUCAGAGCCUUGGAAACUGAAAUGUGGUGGAGUGGCCCUCACUCAUGGACUAAAAUUGAGUCACUCCUAAAUUUACCCAGGUGAGGCAAUUUUGUUGUCUAGAAUGAAAUUCCCAUAUUCCCCCAUUGAUAUGCUUUUAACAUUUGUAUAGUUUGGUUUGGUUAAAACACCUUAAAAUCAAUGACAGCUCCAGCAUUGCAGAUUUGGUGUGAUUCUAUUUUGGAAUAGCUUGUCACUUGUCACCAAAUGGGUCUGCUUUAUUAGUUACAGCUCUUGGCAAGAGGAUCCAGGGACCCAAAACCACAGAGCCAAACCCAAAUACCUGGCAUGACGGAGCAAAAGCAGUGUCUACUUGGACCCAGAUAUAGCGUCUCCAUUUGAACAACAACAACAAAAUAGCCAGCUGGUACAGCUGUUUGUGGUUGGCCUUACAUGGAUUUUUUUGAAUGGAUACCCAGAAACAUCUGCCCACACAUAACUGAGGGGAAAAAAAUGAACACUGAAAUAGUUAUUUGCUGUUGCUUCCAACUUGUAGUGCCAGUCUGCCUUUGCUAUGAAACAUGCCUGCUCAGAGACAGAGGGGAGAAGAAGAUCUUUGGUAAGUCUAAGUCCUAACACUGAGAAACUUUGUAAAAGUGCAGGGAGAUAAAGGGCCAAAAGGGAGAUAGGUGGAAAAGACUGGAAAAAGUCAUUGCUAAUACAAAUCUAUCAAUGAUGGCAGUCCAACUUUCUUGCUAAACUGGCUGCACAUCACCUUGCUGGUCCCCCCACAUACCUUUUUUGAUGCCCUUCUACUUCAUCAUAGCAAGGCCCUUCUGUACAUUAGCAAGCCUAGAUAUUUAUACUCUUGACUUUGACUAUCUACAGAAGAGUGGUUCAGCUAAACAGAAAUGGUUUAGAUCUAAAAAGGCUGUAUACAUUGCCCAGGCCCCUGCAUUUCUUUAAAUUUAUAAAAAUGAAGCUAAAACCUGGUUACGUUUGAAGCAAAUAUCUACAGUAUUUUUCCCUUUUAGAGAUGUAGCGUAUUUAGACAUCUAUAGUGGUAAGCACUUCCCAAAAGCAUUUUACCUUUCUGAACCUUAACAGACAUACUGUGCAACCUACCCAUCCUCUGCAGAGGAGGAAACUGAGACCUAGGAGAAUAAAGUGACUCACUCAGGUCACACCACUAAAGGAUUUUCAUCAUUUCAGCAUACCUAAGACAGCGCAAGCCAAUUUUCAGUUUUCUCGUAAGAUGGCUAUUACUCCUCUCAAAAUACAUUUCCAAGGAAGGAACAUAUGACUUUAUCGGCCACAGGGCAGACAUUUUUAUAGUGUCUGUGAUUAAAACGUUUGAGGUUUAGGUUUGCCAUUGUCUUUCCACAACAGCAAAAAAGCCCAAAUAAUUCAGAUGUAACCACACCAAGUGCAAACCUGUGCUUUGUAUUUCACAUACUAUUGUCCAUAUAAUUCUAAAUACAUGUGCAGGGGAUCACAGCUAGUGCAUUACACACUUGUUCAGUCUCCCCUGCAGACACACUAAGCAGUAAUACCAAUGUGUUAUGCACUCAACUAGAAGAUAAUAAGCUUUAAUCUGAGGACAAGUACAGUCCUCACAAAAGGGCAAGUUUGCAUAAUAGAUUUUCGAUCAAUUCUCUCUCCAAGGGGCCUGCAAGUAGGCUAUUAUUUAUAAAACACAACUGAAGAGGGGAUUGGUCUUAUUCUUAAAUCAUAUGUUGCUAAAUCAUUUUCUGAACAGUGUGUUCUAAAUCAGUCAUUGAUUUAGUGUCAGCCACGUGGAGUACCUUGGCUUAAAGCGACUCCACAAAACUGACACAACACAUUUGCCAAUUAAAUGGAUUUUGUUGAGAAUUUAAUCAUUCAAUUUGGUCAACCAGAAUGACUUACUGUGGAACUUUGUUUUAUGAGAGAUAGUUUUCCAACUUGAUUGAGUCUCUGUAUACCUUGGGAAAUCAUAUUUUUUAAUGAAGGGCAUUUUCAAAUUUGUCAACUUAUCAUUUCAGCCCUUGAAAUGAAGGCUUAUGGAAUUCUGACUGUGAAAUGAAUUUUUCUAUUGGGAGAUUAUGCAUGCCAAGAUUUAUUAUUUAUUGUUAGAUAAUUAUUUAUGUGUUAAUAUUGAUUAUUGAUUAUUGCUCUGUUGCAUUGGUUUAGCCCCAGUGUGGAGAAGACACUUUAGAAGUAACUCAGACUUCCAUCUCCCUAAAAUCUAAGUCUUUACUUCAAGUUUUACUUUUUGAAUUGCUAUAAAGAGGGAAAAAAUGAUCCCUGCAAACACUUAAAGAAGCUGUGUUUUUUUCUUUCAGUUAAUUCCAACCAAGAUGUUAACGUCCACUUUACCAAAGAAACUUAUUUGGUUGGUUUUGAGUUGGUGUUGGUUGUUUGUUUACCAAAGAAAUUAUUCCAUUUAUCAAAAUAUUUCUCCUGGUCAACUAAACAACUGUGAUACUGGGUCUUUUUUGGCCAUUCAUAAGGAAAAUUUUUAAAAGUCAGGGUAUGGAUGAUAUUUUCUCAUUUAGUGAAACUCAGAAGAAGAUGUAAAUUCACAGGAAUAUGGUGUUUGCAAAAAAGAAAAUGAAACCUGAAAUAGGACGUUAUUAUUUAGUCCUACAGCAACACUCCAACAGGUGGCAUCAGGGUUCCUCGCGUUAAAAGAGGUAGUUUGUUCCAGAGAUAAAGGAAGACAAACCCUCAUGAAAUGUUUCUCCAUUGUUCCAGCUCAUAAGUUUUGCUUCAUUUUGGGUUUUGGAGUUUUUAGUUUCUUUGGUGUUUGUUUUGCUUUUAUUUGGUUUGUGGUUUGUGUUUGCUUGUGUUUGCUUCUGCCUUUCCAACCACUUUUACUCCCUCAGUUUUCAGUGAGAAGUGAGAUAAUCAGAUGCCACCCUCCAUGGCCACACUUACUUAUGCAGUAUAGUGCUCCAAAUGAGGGCCUUGGUAACCCUUAUGACCCUUUUCUUUUAACUAACCACCACCCAUUUGUAAGUGGCAUUCUGGGAGUAUGACACCACUUUUCUCCAGUGCCAAUGACAGAGCUCACCUGUGUCCAUCACAAGAACAAGUGGAAUGGGCAGCUGCCUUGGGGGUGUGGCGUGAGGCAGAGCCUCUUGGACACAAAUGUUAUCUUCCUCAUAAUGGCUUUAUUCUUUUGGAUCCUAUUAAAGUACUCCUGUAGCUUAUAGUAGUGUUUGACCUCUGUGACUCUGCUUUCUCAUCUGUAAAAUGGGGAUAAUAUCAGUAAAUUUCUUUAAAUUCAGCAAAUACUUAUUGAGUGCCAAAUAUUGCCCAGAUACUGUUCUAGAGACUGGGAGCACAACAGGCAACAAAUCAGAUUUUUAAAAAUCUGUUCUUGUAGAGCCUACCUUUGAGUGACAUUGCAGGUAUAUUGUGGGGAUUGAGUGAGAUGAGAGAUGACAUUUGUAAAGCACUCUUGGAAAGUCCUGGCAAAGAAAAGAGACUCAAAACAUUGUAAAUCAUCAAUCUCGCAUAGUAGCACUAGGACUCAGGAUGUAAAACUGCUGAGAAAUAUACUGGAGCCUGAGAUUAGGGCUACAAAUGCAAUGAGUUGCCACAGAAGGUAGUUAAUUACCAGUCAUUUUAGGACAUUCAAAAUUAAGCUGAUCACCACUUAGUGGGGCCACUGUAAAGAGGGUGCAAGCCCUGGAUGUUGGCGUCAUACUAUGAUCUUUGAAAAAAAUGGAUACAGGCACUUGGGUUUGAGGAUGGAGAAGGGAUAGCACUGAUUAUUGAAUAACUGUGCCUGGCUUGUCCGAGGGAAUGUAAACAUUCCUUUUAGGUAAUUUGCUUUAAUUUUGUGUUAAAAGCACCAGGUAUUUAGAGACAUAAAGUUUCUAUUUUUUAAAAGCAUAGUAAAGCUGCAAUACAAAGGAAAAUAUUAAGUUAGUGGAUUUGCUGGCAAAGAACUAAGAAUGGCUGCAGCCAACACAUUGCAGAGUUCCUCCCUGUGGUGGUUACAACUGUUUAUUUCUGUUUCAUGCCAGUCUAGGAGAAAGCAAAGAGGAAAGUGGAUGAGCUAUAAUCAGUUCACCUGAAUAGGCAGUUCCAGGAUGUCCCCCCCAGCUUGCCUCUCACCUGCCCUGCCUCUGCCCAGGUGAUUUGUUUGAAGUCCUCUUUGAUAUCUAUGAAAGCACCGUGGAAGAAAGAGGAAGUGAGGCAACCAGACAGCUAUGGCCUCUGUGCAGAUUUUUGAGUUAGAUUAAAAUUGGCACCACCUGAUUAGAGCCUAUCUGGUGAGGAAAGAAGUCUUCUUUUCAAAGUACAAAGAAAGCAAUGCAUACCAAGGAGGCAACCAACAGAGAAACCUUGGUGAAAGAAAUGACGUUCCUGUGGAAUGUGCCAGCAGCUUCGCCCUCCAGAAUGCUGACACCAGAUGAAUCUUUGGUUAGAAUUAAGCCUACCCCUUUGUUUUUCACAUGAGAAAACGGAACGCUGGAGAGUGAAAUUAUAUUCACAAAGCUAAUUAGAGACAGAUAUGACACUAUAAUUGAAAUCUAGUUCUUAGCCUCAAUUCUUUCUCCAUUCUGCCACCUUCCUGCCAAAUUCUAUUUAUCUAAAUUGUGGGGGUCUUAACCUGGGGGCCGUGAAUAAGUUCAUGGGACGGGUCUGAGCUCCCUAAAAUUAAAUUAUAUGCAAAAAUGUGUAUAUAUAUGGUCAAAAUGUGCAUUUUCCCAAAAGAGAGGGCUCAUAGUUGUCAUCAGAUUGCAAAAGAGGUCUGUGACCCAAAAAGGGUGAAGAACCACUGUCCUAAAUUAAUAAAGACCUCUUUGGGAGUGUGA